UAGUGUUCAGCGACUUAUCUUUGUUGACAUAGUCUCACAAUCGCUCCCGACGACGAUGCGCUCUGAAGCUGCUACCAAUGUAGCUCGCGAAGACUCCGCGCUCGAGACGCAGUAUCUUUGCAUUGGAAACACGCCAAAGAGAGAUACUUCCUAUCGCUUUUUUCGAGAUCAUCGUUGGUAGAUUUGCACUUUCUGUCACUUGUCGGUAAGUCAUGGAACCUUCAUUCAGCCAUUCCACCAGAAGACCCACGAACAUGAGCGUGGACCUCAGCGCGUACGCGGGCGUCGAGUCAUAUCCGAGUCAGGAAGACCUCAACGCUUGGAGAAGGGUCUGCUUCACCAAGGCCUCGAGGAGACACGACCAACAUCUCGACAUCGGCUGUGGACUCGGCAACUUCACGCGCAAAUACCUGCUGCCUUACUCGCGUCCUUGCCGAAGGCUCGUGGCCGUGGACAGCUGUCCACGCAUCAUCGAGCACGCCCGCGAGCGCUCGCCGCAUCUCGACCUCUUUUACGACGUGCUCGACAUUGAAAAGUACGACGACGUGACGCAGUUCAUAGACAAGUACGGCAAAUUCGACCGCGUCUAUUCGUUCAUGUGCUUCCACUUCGUGAAGGACCAAUCAGCUGCCUACCGGAACGUGGGCCGGCUGUUGGCCGAAGAUGGCGAGUGCGUGGUGGUGUCGUGCGUGAGCACCCAACUCACGGACAUUUGGCUUCAGGUGCACGAGACUCAGAAGUGGAAGUCAUUUGUGCCGAACCCAAAGGACAUAUUUUCCACACACUUUCGCUUCAACUGCGUGACGCCAGCCAGGCAAAUUGAAGAGGAAACAAUGAAGGUGGUCACAGAAUCCGGAUUUCAUUGCGUCACAUGCGAGGUAUACGAAAACGAAUGGACCUUCCCCGACAUCGACACUAUUAUUUAUUUCUUCUUCUCCAUAUUCGGAUCAGAAGAGCUGGUCCCAGACGCCGAGAAAGAUGCAUACCGAAAUGUGUGGAGGACAAUUCUUGAGAAGAAGACUGAGCAGGGGCCUGAAGGUGGUCGUCAGCUGAAAUUUCUCAUCUCCGUGACUCACUUGUGCCAUCGCCCACAAACAAACAUCGAUUCUUCUGAUGUCGCCUAAUCGAAAAUUUCUUUUUUCUUUUUUUUACUGUGUCGUGCUUUCACAGCUUUCCUACGCACUCGCACUGCCCUACAGCGCAUCUUAGACGUGCUAUCAGCCUGACACCAAGCUAUAUAAAUCGGUAUCUUCAGCGCCAGAAAGCGUCUCAUAAUUGCAAGAAGAACAUAAUUAGUACAUACCGAACUACUAAACAUUUAACGAAAAUAAACAUAAUAAUAUGGUA
Dermacentor albipictus is the source of this 1347-nucleotide messenger RNA. RefSeq names its product juvenile hormone acid O-methyltransferase-like. NCBI's taxonomy places the organism in Eukaryota, Metazoa, Arthropoda, Arachnida, Ixodida, Ixodidae. Gene Ontology annotation, molecular function: S-adenosylmethionine-dependent methyltransferase activity. The record is from RefSeq and is a predicted model, not a curated record.